AUGCCUUUAUCAAUGAGAUCGACUAUUGGAAAAUUGAUUCAUACUUGGACAGCAAUUUCUGUAACACCUCAUGCUGUUGGAUUAUCUGUUCGAUCACUUCAUUCAACAUGUACUGCCAAGUCAAACACAACUUUGGGUCAAGAGCUUCCUUAUCCAGAUGGACUUUCCAAGCUAUUAAAUCCAGUAGGAUAUCUCAAGUGGAAGAUGAAUGUGAUUGAUAAUGCUCGUGCCAAUUACGAGCAUUGUUCUGCGCAGUUUGAGCAGCAACCCGAUUUUGUCAAAUCACUGGGUCUAGAUGAAAGUUUUCAAGGCUGGUUUAGCAUGACCAUUCUGCAUGUAUGGAUUUUAAAUGCACGCUUGAGGGGAGAAGGUGCUAACGGAAAGGAUAUGAAGCAAGAGGUGUUUAAUCACAUUUGGCUCGAUGUUGAAAUCAAGCUGCAUCAAGCUGGAGUCAAGACUCGAAUCUCUCAAAUCACAUCUGGUCUUCUCGAUUCAUACUAUGGACAAACUCUUGCAUACGAUGAGGGUAUCUACUAUGGAGAUUCUAUUCUUGCUGCAGCACUUUGGAGGAACUUCUUUGGAGGAAAAGAUGUAAAUGCUGUACAACUUCUCAAAUUAAUUGAAUAUACUCGACGACAGCUCGUACAUGUGGAACAAACUUCGCUUGAUGAUAUCCUCAGUGGCAAAUUCCAAUUUCUCCCAGCUUCUCCUUUAGCAUGA
Messenger RNA from Batrachochytrium dendrobatidis JAM81, 720 nucleotides. RefSeq lists its product as uncharacterized. NCBI's taxonomy places the organism in Eukaryota, Fungi, Chytridiomycota, Chytridiomycetes, Rhizophydiales. Gene Ontology annotation, biological process: mitochondrial respiratory chain complex III assembly. Bases 1 to 720 code for a protein of 239 amino acids. The record is from RefSeq and is a predicted model, not a curated record. Gene Ontology annotation, cellular component: mitochondrion. The transcript has 5 exons.